ACGACCCCCCGUGCUCCUCAGCGCGCAUGCGCAUCAAGAGCGACCGUGAGAAGAUGACGGUGAGGAGUGAGGCGAUGAGGUACUGGAGAUCCAUACACAACAAGUAUUCUUUGCUCAAUGGGUUCAACCGACAGCGUCGCAGUGCCAUGGUUAAGAAGCAGCGUCAGCGUAUCAAAGACAGGAACAACAUGUCCAUAUUCUUCGUGCUAGUGUUCAUGCUAGUGUUCGUGGUUAUCCUGGUGGCCGAGGUGUUCUUCAUCGACGAGCAUCGAACUGGGAUGCUCUUCACGGGCAAGCGGCCGUCCGAGUUCGACCCUAUCGGUGACAUUCCCGAUUACUUCAUGGACGAUAAAAAGCUGGUGGGUCAACUGGAGAUCGAUACUUACAGGAGGCAGGAACUCUCCGUCAAGGGCAAGACCGGGAACCAGGAGAGAUUUUACAGAAAAAACGUGGAUGAGACGCACCUUAUGGCCAGAGUGACGGGAAACCUUGUCAAGUCGGUGCACGGUAUUGCCAAAAUGGACUGGCUCAACAUGCUUGGCCUCAAGGAAAUUGCAUAUUUUGGCAGCAAUAGUUCUGCUACGGACGGUCAGUGGCAGCCUGUAUAUUACACUAAACACAAAUUCUUCGUAUACUCCGCUUACUAUGACGACCGCAAAGGCAAAAUCAUUAGAGUCAUUGGCGCCACUCAAACUAAGAAGAGUGACCGCGUCUGGUGUAAAUACUGGUACUCCAACUCCAGCACUCUAAUAGUUAAUGGAGCGAUUAAGAUUAUUAGGGAGAACUGGAAUCUCAAGUUCUCUGCCUGUUUCAUUGCCUGUCCGCUAAUUAUCUACAAAAACGGAAAGCAGCCAAUUCCACCCCCAGAGAGUGUUUCGAUCAUGGCCGAUCCAGGAGGCAAUGCUACCAAUAAAUUGCGGGUCAUGAAUCUUGAUGUCAAUAAAGAACAGGUGAAGAACAGCUUUGCUGUAUGCGUAAAGCCACUUCACUUUGACUAUAACAACGUUAAUCAGAUGAUUGAGUUCCUGGAGCUAAACAAAAUACUGGGAGUGGAACACUUUACCUUGUACAACCAUACGAUUGGCAAAGAUGUGGACUGCAUUCUGAGGCAGUAUGUUGAGCAAGGGCUAGUCAACAUACUUCCCUGGAAACUCGAUAUAAAGUCACAGAAAGAAAUCCGGACUGAAGGACUGUUUGCAGCCCUGAACGACUGUUUGUACCGCUAUAUGUACCAGUACAAAUACAUUUUGAUGGUUGAUCUGGACGAGUACAUUGUGCCGCACGCCAACACUAGCCUUCCACAACUACUCCGUUACUUGCAUACAAAGGCUGAUGGCAGGAAGAUCGGUGCAAUCAGUUUCCAGAACUCCUUCUUUUAUCUUCAGUGGCCUGAUGACCCCAGCAGCGCCUCCCUCCCUCCGCUGGUGACUCUGAGGAAGACCAGACGCCGUCAGAGGUUCCACCCACACAAGCAGAGGUCUAAGUACAUCGCUGUCACACCCUAUGUGGUGGAGGCCGGAAAUCACUUCGUAUGGGAGUUUCUGCCUGGGAAGGGAACGCUGAAUGUGCCCAACGAAGUAGCCUUCCUUCACCACUACCGAGUGUGUGAGUUCGGCGGUGAUGACUGCGUCAGGAACCCACGAAUCACCGACACUGCCAUGUACCGCUACAAAGACACGUUGGUAAAGGCCUACACCACCAACAUGAACCACCUCGCUCACGUCUGCACUCUAGAGACUUCUAGCAAAGAUAAAUCCGUUUGGACGCUGGGCUAAGUAAAUAUGUUGAUAGUAACUGGAGAGUGAGAGAGAGAGUGAGAGAGAGAGAGAGAGAGAGAGAGAGAGAGAGAGAGAGAGAGAGAGAGAGAGAGAGAGAGGUCUCUCAUGAUAUUAAGGUGUAAUCACAAAAGUGUAGGUGCUAAAAUGUUGUCGUAAUUCUAGGGUUUGGUAUUAGAGUAGUAGGUGCUAAUGUGUCAUCAUGGACAAUCUGAUGAUGAUAUUGUUUCUUGGUAGAACAUGUGGGUUAAAAUAUUGGGAAGAUAUUGAACAAAAUGGCUCUCUUGAACUAAUUUACUCGCUGGAGGUUCUGGAGCGCCAUUAUUUUUUGAGAGUGACGGCCACAAAACCUUAUUGUGAAUUCCUUCCAGCAAGAGGAAGAGAGAAUUGCUGGCGAGAGACUCAUCAGCCUCACGAAUGAUGGCACAACUACCCAGAGAAGAUCUGCUCACUCUGUGAGACACAUUCGCACAUAGGUUGCUGCUCUGAGCGGUUAGGUAUUUAGCUAGUAAAAGAUUGUUUUCUAACAGCUUGUUUGUUGUGUAGGCUUUACUAGUCUGCUGAUUUUAUUGCUUCUGCUGCGUGCAGAACAACGCAAGAUAAUCAACCAGCUUCCUCCUAAUUUAAAAAAAAAAAUAAGUAAAACAAGUAUUUGUGUUAUACGCUACUGAGAGUAUUUCUCUCUUAUCGCACACACGCACACGCCACGCACACACACGCACACGCACACACACGCACACGCACACGCACACA
Molecule: messenger RNA, 2528 nt
Organism: Cherax quadricarinatus
Lineage: Eukaryota; Metazoa; Arthropoda; Malacostraca; Decapoda; Parastacidae
Cellular component (GO): cytoplasm
Molecular function (GO): glycosyltransferase activity
Source: RefSeq, a predicted model, not a curated record